Messenger RNA from Aedes aegypti (yellow fever mosquito), 3287 nucleotides. RefSeq names its product septin-1 (gene Septin1). Gene Ontology annotation, cellular component: cell division site; microtubule cytoskeleton; septin ring. The coding region runs from base 668 to 1747 and encodes 359 amino acids. Gene Ontology annotation, molecular function: GTP binding; GTPase activity; molecular adaptor activity. The transcript has 4 exons. The record is from RefSeq and is a predicted model, not a curated record. Gene Ontology annotation, biological process: regulation of exocytosis; cytoskeleton-dependent cytokinesis; cell division. NCBI's taxonomy places the organism in Eukaryota, Metazoa, Arthropoda, Insecta, Diptera, Culicidae.
CCACCCACCGCAACUCAGCCGCAGUCCAUCGCUGAUCGUCGUUCCGUUCGUGUUGCGCGUCGUUGUGUCAGUCAUCAUCAUCAAAAAAAAAAUCCGGUAUCGUUGAGUGGAGCGGUUGCUGCUGCAGUUAUAAGCAUUAAUUUUCUCGUUUUAAACCGAAUCAAUCUUCUCCGUAUAAGAGCAAUAAUUAAAGUAAAUUCGAUAAGCGGGGGCGCGCGUUUGCAUUCCAUUCUUCCAUCGCAUCGUUUCAUUAUCGGAUUGUUUUGUGCGUAGUGUUGUUCAUCAUUACAAGCAGUGGUGAGAGCGAUUAAAAAAAAAAGCAAGCAGCAGCGAAAACAACACCAUCAGAAAAUCGAUUCCAUUGUACUGAGGCUUCGUCUGCUUGCUUUAGCGUAGUGCCAGCGCUCCCCCCUUAGAGAACCCCGUCGUCCCUCGCCCGAUGAUUUGCUGACAAACGCAGUCUUGUUGAGCUUGCUGGGCUGCCGUAAAUCGUUAUACUUACUAUACCGUGGUGGGGACAACAGUGUUUUAUUAUUUUUCGGUGUUUGCUCGCCGGAAGUUAGCUUGCUGUUGCGUAGAGCUGGAAUUCGGAACGUCGGAGGAUCAUCGCCACAGCGGAAGGCAGCCAUAGAAACUGGACAACCUCAGGAGAACGGGCAGCGGCAAGAUGUCGACGGAUUCGGGAAAGACGUUUUCCAACGUGGAAACAUCGGGUUACGUGGGUUUUGCCAAUUUACCCAACCAGGUGCAUAGAAAAUCGGUGAAAAAGGGUUUCGAAUUCACACUGAUGGUAGUCGGUGAAUCGGGACUGGGUAAGUCAACUCUGGUGAACAGUUUGUUCCUCAGUGAUUUGUACCCGGAGCGGGUGGUUCCGGAUGCUGUGGAGAAACAACAUCAGACGGUGAAGCUGGAUGCUUCCACGGUAGAGAUUGAAGAACGGGGUGUAAAGCUGCGUCUGACAGUGGUUGAUACACCUGGGUUUGGCGAUGCCAUCGAUAAUAGUGACAGUUUUAGUGCCAUCCUGGAGUACAUUGACGAACAGUACGAGCGAUUCCUGAGAGACGAAAGUGGACUCAACCGAAGAAACAUCGUUGACAAUAGGAUACAUUGCUGUUUCUACUUCAUUUCACCUUUUGGGCAUGGAUUGAAACCUUUGGACAUUGAGUUCAUGAAGAAGCUCCACUGUAAGGUCAACAUCGUCCCAGUGAUCGCGAAAGCCGAUGUUCUGACCAAAAAGGAGAUCCAACGCCUCAAGUGCCGUAUUCUGCAGGAGAUCGAAGACAACGGGAUCAAAAUCUACCCACUGCCAGAUUGUGAUAGCGAUGAGGAUGAAGAUUACAAGGAACAGGUGCGACAGUUGAAGGAAGCGGUCCCAUUUGCUGUGUGCGGUUCUACGACUCUUUUGGAAGUUAAGGGACGCAAGGUUCGUGGUCGUUUGUACCCAUGGGGCGUAGUUGAAGUGGAAAACCCUGAACAUUGCGAUUUCAUUAAAUUGAGAACGAUGUUGAUAACUCACAUGCAGGAUCUGCAGGAGGUUACCCAAGAGGUGCACUAUGAAAACUACCGCUCAGAACGGUUGGCCAAAUCGGUGCGCAAAAACACAAAUCCAAUUAUCAAGGACGAAAAUGGCACAACCGGUGAGGUACUAACUGAAAAGGAUCGUAUCCUGCGCGAGAAGGAAGAGGAAAUUCGUCGAAUGCAGGAGAAGCUCGCUCAAAUGCAAGCCAAGAUCCAGGCGCAGAAAUAAAGCUUAAAGCAGGCAAAGUGACAAUGGAUGCGGGAAAUUUUAAUCUAGAUCCUUCGAGGAGGUGUGUGUAUUGUCCAAAGCGCGCAGUGUGAUAUUCGGAACCAGUCACUAAAACCCUACAAAAAGACGCUUGGUUGAGCACGUCACACGUCUACGCGCACAACUCCCAUUUGUAGAAUAUUGCAAAACAGUAGGGAAUGUGGAUUAACAUUUUUACAGUUGAUUGUCAUUUUUGCAUUAGUACCGAUAUGGCAUGACACAAAACUCGAAUAUACCACACAAACUUGGAUCGCUCAUCGUUUUUAGAUAUUACGAACAAAUCGCAACUCUUUAAUCGUACAUUCUCGUUUUCCCCACUCAAAAAAAAAAAAAAUGUCCGAUAAACGUCAACGAAAAUAUAAUAAGUACAAAACCCGUCGAGCACAACUAUCCUACGUCAGAAUAUGCUGUUUAUGUGUCUCCCAUCAGGAUCGGCAGCAGCUUGGAAACAAGAAAAAUUGUUUUAGUCAGCUUUGAGUGCCAUCACCCUCGAAAAGAGAACGCUAAAUUCUUCGUUUUGUUAAUAUGCCUAGAAUCUCAUGAGAACAAUCGUAAGAAAUUCACCAAACCCAGAAGAGCAUCGACUUUCAAUGGUAUCGUCUCUCUAUUGAAAAUCUAAAAAAAAAACGCAAAAUACUUUGUGUAAUUCAUAUUAUAUAUGCUUCCUAGUGUUGUUUUGGUUUAUGCGUUUAUAAUUAAGAUUAAAAUAAUCUACGCGGGAUUGAAGCGAGCAAUAAACGAAAGGGAAGGAUCAUUAGAGAUUUUAUUUUUUGAUAGCUUUUUAUUCCCAAUAAGGAAGAGUUGCAACAAAGCAUGUAAUAAUUUCCUGUUUGUAUGUCGUAAUGAACAGUGGACCUUUACGUGAAUAAUACAGAACAUAUUUCAAUCGUUUAGGAACGGAACAAAUCAUCAUUAGUUGAUAGGUGGUACUUAAAUAUUGAAUCAAACGAAUGAUUUCGAACUUGCUUCAUAAAAGUUGAUAGCGAGCUUGUAAUAGAAAAAUUGCAUAACAAGGAAAUCUGAGAACCAAGACAGUUUUUUGUUUCAUGUUUCUUUUUGUAAAUUUCAACACUUAUCCAUAAUAUGCCAUUUUUGUCAACAGAUUAAUCAAAUUAGCCGGGUAGAUGGAGUGAUAAGCCAAGGAACUAUGAAUGAAAUUAAAGAAAAAAUCGGAAUCGCGCCAAUUUAUCUUACGGGGCUGUUGAAUGUCAUCCUACCUUCAAACACGACGAUAAUUCGGGUUUCGUUAUAUUACAUAACAAGGGUAAAGUCACACUGUAAGUAUUAUAACUAAACCAGGUUUUGGUUAUGAAAAUAUCGUGCUUUGGAAAAAGAGUUUCUUCGUAUAUUUUACGACGAAUUGGUGCGAUACCCUUCCAAAAACUAGGACGCCGGAUUUAUUGAAUCAGUAUAUAUACACAUACAUAUGUAUUGAAUUUCUUUAUUAUAACUAUUUUUAUAUUCAACGAAAUAAGCCAAUAUAAAUUAUAAUUUAAGUUAA